UCUUUAUCUUUCCCCUCCGCAGUGACGCCAGCCCCUCUAACUGGGCCGUGAGUCUGGGGUCUGUGCUGCGCUCGGGGAUCGGAGCGCUGGUGAUCCCCAUCCAGAGGGUCGUCAUCCACCCGGCCUUCAACGGCUCCACCAUGGAGCACGACGUGGCUCUGUUGGAGCUGGCGGUCCCAGCCCCCAUGUCCUACACCAUCCAGUCCGCCUGCCUCCCCUCCCCCGUGCAUCGCUUCCCCAAAGAGGCAGAGUGCUACGUCACAGGCUGGGGGUCCAUGAGGGAGGGAGGCUCGUUGACCAACAUGCUGCAGAAGGCUGCAGUGAGCAUCAUCGAGCAGGCAGACUGCAAACAGCCGUACAGAGACGCUCUGACUCCUAACAUGAUGUGUGCCGGAUACAUGGAGGGAGGAAGGGACACCUGCUGGGGUGACUCUGGAGGCCCUCUGACUUGCCGGGAGCCGUCCGGUCACUGGUUUGUUGCCGGAGUCACCAGCUGGGGACAUGGCUGUGGACGAAUUGGUUUCCCGGGGGUUUACACUCGUACGACGUCGGUCCGGAAAUGGAUUUCUACAUACCUGCCUUUCUGAAGAAGGUGAAAAAAAGGUGCUGAAAAUAUGACACGGAUACAGAGGAUUUUCCUUCAAUAUCUCCUUAAAAUAUGUACUGUAUGAGGGACUAAAGUCAUGCUAAUAAGCCACUCAUUGAUAGUUUCCACGUGACCUUCUGGUGCUGUUUGUAAUACUGUGCGGUCAUCUGAACUGGGACUAUCAUCGUCUUUAAGGAGAACACUGAGUCGUGGCUUAUGGACAUUUUGCUAGCACAUGCAUUCAAAAUAUUUAUUUCAGUUAUUUAUUAUUUUUCCGAUUGGUAAACUUGAUUUUCAUGGUGAAUUUUUAUUUUCAUUUUGUGUGGGGUUCAGAAUAUAAUGUGGUUCAUUUAUGGGUUGUCUUUUUUUGUAUAUUCUCAGAAAAAAAGACUAAGAUGUAAAUGUAAGAUUUGUGAGUGAAAAGUGGGUUUCUGGGAAAAAUAUAUUUCUUUUUUAAAAAGUUUGUUUGGUAAAUUCCUAGUUUAUUUGUUGAUGUAGAUACACUUGGACUCAAGAGAGGAUUUUGGUUGAUGAGAUUUAUUGAUUACUUCUUGAAAAUGGUUCCUUUUUCUCACAAUCACACUGAAAGUAGCUGUAGUGGCUCUCUACAUAAAGGAAGGAAGAUUGUGGUUCCGAGACAUCUGACAAGCCGCACACACACACACACACACUCCUGAAACAAGCCCACCUCUGUGGAGGGGGCAGAUAGAGUGACAACUAGAAAACAGGUCAGACAAAACAGUUUUGUUCUCCAGGCGUACUUUGAUAUCCGUCUGUUUGGAGGCUUGUGAAUGUCAGGUUCACGGUUGUGAAAACACCAAGUUGCUCAACAAGUCUUCCUUUUUCAUUUUAAGUAGGUCUUUUAAAGAAAAGGCAUGUCAAGGAAAGCCUGGGGGGGUUAUUACUGCCGUGCUGCUUGUUCUCCUGGCACAAUUGUUUAGUCUCUCCGGGCAUAAACACAAUGAAAUAAUGGGCACACUGAGCAGUUUU
Molecule: messenger RNA, 1576 nt
Organism: Notothenia coriiceps (black rockcod)
Lineage: Eukaryota; Metazoa; Chordata; Actinopteri; Perciformes; Nototheniidae
Gene: tmprss9
Product: transmembrane serine protease 9
Exons: 3
Biological process (GO): proteolysis
Molecular function (GO): serine-type endopeptidase activity
Source: RefSeq, a predicted model, not a curated record